Molecule: messenger RNA, 2020 nt
Organism: Selaginella moellendorffii
Lineage: Eukaryota; Viridiplantae; Streptophyta; Lycopodiopsida; Selaginellales; Selaginellaceae
Exons: 2
Coding region: 55-1866 (603 amino acids)
Source: RefSeq, a predicted model, not a curated record
AGGAAAUAGUAAUGAGGUAAAAGCACACGAGAGAAUAUUCUGGGAGGUCUGGCGAUGGAGGCGCAUGUUUGCCCUCUCCCACUCGGGGAAAGGGUGGAAGCUGUGGAUGAUGACGAUGAGGUCGCUUUGAUCCUUCACUUGGGCUGCGAGCAAACACAUAUUCAAGAGACCGAAGCUCGUCCCCUCAAGGAAGAAAGGAGGAAAAUUUUCUUGACAAGAAAUGUGCCCCCGUGCUUCCGAUCUCUGCUCGUGGAUCUCCAGAGGGAUGGAAAAGCUCGCAAGCGGAAGCUCUUCAAUCGGGGCAACGAUGGAAACUCGAAGGUUCUCAAGACUUUCCAGCGGCGGAAGAAAGCCGAGAAAGCCACAGCUCCUCCUCCGGCAGAGAAUCCAUCGCCAGCUUCUUCGAUCAAAGCGAUCCGAUAUGAUCGCACACCACCACCAUCUUCUUCGUGCUCGCGCCUCCGAACCGGCGGUUUCACAUACCGCAAGGCCUGGGUGUUUGAUCUUCCCAUCCUCAAGGAGCGGCGAGCUCUGGAUCUCCUCUCACGCAUGGGACUGGAGAGAUUCGCGAGGGAGCCAGUGCCAGAUCUAGACAAGCCCCUCUGCGACGAGUUCCUCGCCACUUUCGACGUCAAAGCCGCGAGUGGGAUCGUCCAAGGAAAGGUGGUGGUGGUGGACGCCGCGAGCGUGGCCGAGGCUACCGGGUUACCGCUCGGUGACGAUGAGAUAACGCUGGGAGCUCCGAGCAAGGCCCAGGAGCUGGCGCUCCGAAAGGUGAUGACCGAUGCCAAGGAGAAGAGGACGCGGGGCUACUCGAUCCAGCACUUGGCGUUUGGAGAUCACGUCCAGGAGAUGCAAGCCAUCGCGACCAUGCUCAUGGCCAAGCUCGAGUGUAAGAACGAUUCCUACCAUCUCCUCUCGGCCGAGAUGGUGCUGGCGCUGGACAAGUCGUACAGGAUGGGAGUUAAGAUGCGAUGGGCGGAGUUCCUGGCGAGGAUGAUCGUCCGUGCCACGGCCACCAUCGCCAUCACCAAGAGCAAAGGAAGGAGGCUCGCGUUUGAGUAUGGAGAGUGGCUGACCAAGAUCAUCAGGAGCAAGCUCGGCGAGAGUGAUGAGCCUCGCGGUACGAUGACGCUGUCAAGAGUUUGCGUAGAACAGGGAAGAACAAGCGAAGAAAAGCAAGGAACAAGCGAAGAACAGCGAGAACAACAAGGAACCAAUGAAGAACCGGGAAGAACAAGCGAGGAAGUUGAAAGGGAUCAAGAAACUCUCGAAGCUAACAAGAAUGGUGACGCUCAAAUUCUCGAAGUUAAGGAGAAUGGUGACAUCAGGAACGAGGACCUGGAAGCACACUCUCAAGAACAAGCGAUGGAGAUCGAAGUCCAGGACGUAAACACCAGAAAAGAACCGGAAGAAGAUGGAUCGAACGCUGGAAAGAUGGUAACCGAGGAUGGAGCUAGCGGUGACAACAGGAACGAGGAGCUCGAGAACCUGGAAGCACACUCUCAAGAGCAAGCGAUGGAGAUCGAAGUCCAGCCGCCACAGGAGGACGUAAACACUAGAGAAGAACUGGAAGGAGAUGGAUCGAACGCUGGAAAGAUGCUAACCGAGGAACGAGACGCUGGAGCUAGACUCUCCGUAGAGAAACAAGACGCUGGCGUUCAAACCAUGACAAGCGGGGACGAUCUAGUGACACAGCAAAGGCUGGAGAUUCGACGUCUACGGGCGGAACUGCGAGAGAUACUACGCCGAGACACCGAGGCGAGGAAGAUGAUAUCCUCCAUGAAGACUGCCUACGUCAAGUUCAAGCAAGAACUCGCGGAACUGAGAGCCAAGACGACACUGCCAGAGCCUACGAACGAGUGAUCUAGCUAGCGAUGCAAAAAUCAAUACACGUCUUAAAAAUCUUCCAAGAAACGACGACAAAGAGACGACUCUUCCUUCUCUCCUCUCUCUCGUGAUGACAUGGUAUUGCACUGGACAAGGAAGUAAAAAUUCUCUGCGAGAACCCGGCUAUGCC